UGGGGGGCAUCAUCCCUACUAUGGUGGUCGUGGUGGUCACCCGCAGGCUGGCUACCCUCAAAGUCACGUAGGCGGCUACGGCGCCCCGAGUCCAUACGGCCAUCCGGAACCCCGGAUGUUGGGAUAUGGUGGCUACAAUCACAAUGCGUUUUCACCAAUGUCGAAUCACAGUGGGCAAAGCUACUUUGGGGGAGAACCUGGACGGUAUGAUAUGAUGCCGUACCAGCAACAGCACCCGCCGGCCCAUUACAACCCUCACGGCUAUCAACAGAUGCAACAUCACAUGCAGUACAUGGGCGGACAAUUCCCUCCCCCUCCUCCUACAGAAGCACCGCAACCGUCCAAGACCCCCGCACCCGAGCCGCCACCAAAGGAGGACCCUGAGAAGAAGAAGCUCCAACAAGAACUCGAGCUCUUCAAAAAGAUGCAGGCUGAGAAGGAAGAACAGCAGAAGCAGAAAGAGCUGGAGGAGAAGCUUCGCAAGGAAGCAGAAGAGAACAUCAAGCGACGAAUGGAGGCCCUGAAGGAGGCCCAAGAGAUUGCUCAAAGGGAGAUUGAAAAGGCAAAGAUUGAGGCCGAAAAAGCUGCUAGAGAGGCUAUCGAGGCUGAGCGCAAAGCCGAGGAGCAGAGACAAAAGCUUCACCAGGAAGCCAUGGCUAAGGUCGAGCGUGAAGCCAGGGAGAGGUUGGAACGCGAGUUGAAGGCAGAAGCUGAGCGUAAGAGGCUUGAGGAAGAGGCCCGCGUCAAGGCCGAAGCCGAAGCGAGACAACGGCUCAAGGAGGCAAUCCAGGCUGAGGCCGAUGCCAGGGCCAAGGCCAAGAUUGAGGCCGACAAGAACAAGGGUAAAGACAAAGCACCUAUCAAGUUCAAGGAUGCCGUGGGCAGGAAAUUCAGCUUCCCCUUCCACUUGUGCUCAACCUGGACAGGCAUGGAAGAGCUCAUUAAACAAGCUUUCAUUCACGUGGACGUCAUCGGACCGCAUGUACAAGAGGGUCACUACGACUUGAUUGGGCCUAAUGGAGAAAUCAUCUUGCCCCAGGUCUGGGACAAGGUGGUCGAGCCUGACUGGACUAUUGAGAUGCGAAUGUGGCCCAUGGAUAAGGCGCCUCCGCGCAUGCCUAUACCGCCGCAUGGCAUGCCGCUCGACUCUGCCACCAGAGAGAGGAUGGCGCAUAUGCAAGGCAUGAGGCAGCACGGUCAUGCUCGAAUGGGUAGCUUCCCUCCGGGUAUGGCUCCUCCGGGUGGCAGGCCUGGCGGCGGCGGCCCACAUCCACCUCCCCCACCGGGCUGGGUCCCUCCCGGCGUACGUCCCGGCGGUCACGGUAUGCCUGCCAACGUCGUUACGGUUGAGCCCGGCAAAUCCUCCAAGCACAAAUCGAAAUCCAAGGGCUCGAUGCUCAAUUUCUUGGCCGGCGGUGCCGCAAAGGCUCCCAAGAAGAAGAAGAAAUGAUCACCAGCGCGCGCACAUCGGAGAUUUCCUUCAACUCUAAAGACCUGUUACGAUCACACACAACUCAACGAACUUGCCGGGCUGGGGGGUCCUUAUUUGUUUUUACAUAUGAUACCUUGUCGCGCCUUCCUUUUCCACAUUAUUCAGAUUCCCGUCAGUCAGAUCGAGCCUCCGAAAUGCAUCUUACGGCAACCACGGUUCAUUUCGACGAUCUUAUAACGCAUGUAUGCCGGAGUAUGAGCUGCUUGAGGGCGGGACACCUAUUUCCCCAGAGAGAGACCGUACAUGUUUUGGCGGAGCAUUGCA
Messenger RNA from Colletotrichum acutatum, 1756 nucleotides. RefSeq lists its product as uncharacterized. The record is from RefSeq and is a predicted model, not a curated record. NCBI's taxonomy places the organism in Eukaryota, Fungi, Ascomycota, Sordariomycetes, Glomerellales, Glomerellaceae. The transcript has 4 exons. The coding region runs from base 116 to 1450 and encodes 444 amino acids.